ACAAAUGCCAAACUGUUCGCUUUCGGUUCUUUGAAACAUUUAAAAGUUUUGUUUAUACAUCUUAUUCUCAUAUUAAUAACGAUGUAACUGAAGCUGCAGCAAUUAGUUUCACAAUUUACUGAAAAACUAAGUAAAUCUCAAAAUGAACAGUGCCACACCUAACUGGAAUCAGAGACAAUUCGGUUGUAUUGGAUAAUUGGAAUGAUACUAAGUCUGUAUUGUUUAACCUCAAAUCACCUUUGAUCAAGUGGAACUAUGAUCACUGCUGUUUCAGUUGUGACCAUCCUGUGUAUUCAUCCACCCUUUUCAAGACUGUACUAUGCCACUAAAGUUGCUAGCACUGCAGCCAAACGGACCAAGGAACUUAGUUUAACUGUCAAUGAAUCUGUUAUCAAACCUACACGAGAUAAGGUAUCAGACGCAAAACUUUUUCAGGAGAUGUCGUCGACUGUGACCAACUUAACGGAAAAAGUGAAAGAGGGCACACUGCUGAAUGACGUCGGCUCCUCCAUGAGCGGUUUUGCUUUCAAGUUGUCUUCAGCUAGCGCUAAAGGCUGGCAGGGUUUGUCUUCAUCACUUUGGGGUGGAGAACCAAAAACUACUCUUGCUACUGCUGACACCAGCCCCGGAGAAAAAACGUCGCUCCUGGGUGGAGGAAAUGGAUCACCAACAAAGGGAAAGGAUCCCAGCAAGAACCGGUUGUUGUCAGAUGAUGAAGAUUCUUGGGGAAGCUGGGGCGCUGGAGACUGGCAUCCCGGAGAAAGCAAUGUUAGCAGCAAUAGUGGCAGCACAAAGGCCCAAAGCCCUCUAACAGACAUUUCACAAGACAACCCUGCAGUUAAUGCUGCUGCAAAAAAGAAUGAGAUGAACGAGCUGGAGAAAUGGCUGAACGCUGGGCAGCUGGAUAAUGACAGCCCGAAAACAGGGGCCAGUAAAACGCCGUCCAAGAAGUCAGAUUUUAUUUCCGAUUGGGACGAUUGGCAAAUGGGUGGCACAAAGGGCUCCACCUCACCUGCUUCGUCGACCAAGUCAGCUUCCACUCUAGAAAGCCCAGCUUUGAGUAGCAAGAAAAAGACAACCCCGUUGACAAAACCACAGCAAAAUAAGAUCCCCAAAAACCCCACUGCUUCUGCUGCUGCAGUCCCGGGCUGUUACGAAGCCUCCGACUGGAAUAAUGACUUCAGUGUCAAACAGAAUGAACCACUCGUUGGUAAUCUGGUGGACCUUGGUUCCGAUACGAGCACAGCUCAGGACAAUUUUGGCUGGGACAAUGAGGUGUGGGCUCAGGAUAGUGAUGAUGAAUGGCAGUCUCUUGAGGCCAAUAGUACUCCAAGUCGAUCAAGAAUUAAGUGAACGGAACGGUUAAUAGUUAACUCGUAAUGUGAAUGACAUGGGGAAGAAAGAUUUAAGUUUCCUGUU
Molecule: messenger RNA, 1419 nt
Organism: Octopus bimaculoides (California two-spot octopus)
Lineage: Eukaryota; Metazoa; Mollusca; Cephalopoda; Octopoda; Octopodidae
Product: ADP-ribosylation factor GTPase-activating protein 1
Biological process (GO): regulation of ARF protein signal transduction; regulation of endocytosis
Cellular component (GO): Golgi membrane
Molecular function (GO): GTPase activator activity
Source: RefSeq, a predicted model, not a curated record